AAAAUGUACCUAUCGAAAAAUAAAAAUAAUAAAUAAUAAUAACAGAGAAUGCUGAAGAUUAGACCGUACCUCUCUGUCCCCCGCGUUCCCAUCGCAGUCAGAAAGCAACGUCCUAGCAUACGCCGAUGGCCGCCGGCGGUGGCGGCCGGGCGGCCGAUUCCGCCAAGGCGAUCAUGCCCAGACCCGCCACCAGCAGCAAACCGAAGGGCAAGAAACGCAGAGCCAAGAAAUCCUCCAUGCACCUGACCCCGGAGCUCGUCUCCCUCAUCUCCGCCGCCACCUCCGCCGCCCAUUCUUUCCUCCUUCACCACGACCUCCAACUCCUCCCUGCCCAGACCCUCACCUUAGAAUCCCAACUCCACUCGCUCUCCGCUCUCCUCUCCUCCCUCCAAGCUUCCGCUUCCAGUCCCAAGAUCGCCCCUUUAUCUUCGCCACCAGCGCUCCUGCCACCUCCGCCGCAGCUCCAUAACUGCUGGUUCCACCGUUUCCUCUCCACCGCCACAGAUUAUGAUCCCCGGUGGGGCAGCUUCUUCCGCAUGUCGAAGCCAUCAUUCUCCCUCCUCCUAAACCUCCUCUACCCUGCUCUUCAGUCCAUUGCCCCUUCAAUCCACCCCCUCUACGCCCUCGGCGCUGCCCUCUACCGUCUUGCCCAUGCAGUCCCUUACCAGGCUGUGGCCCGCCAGUUCGGCUUCCACUCCUCAGCCGACGCCUGCCGCUCGUUCUUUGCAGUGCUUAAAGCUCUGAACGAUAAAUUAGGCAACUUGUUAGAGCUUUACUCCGAUAUGGAUGGAGUCAUAGUCGGGUUCACGCGGGCUUCUUUGCCCAAUUGCUGUGGGGUCUUAGGUUUCGGCAAAUUCUUAGUUGAUGGGGAUGCAUUGGGGCGAAAUGGGUCUCUGUUAGUCCAAGCAUUGGUCGACUCCGAAGGAAGAUUCUUGGAUCUUUCUGCAGGGUGGCCGGGUACAUUAAAACCCAGUUCUAUCUUGCGAAAAACUAGGCUGUUUUCGGCCAUCGAGGAAUCGAGGGAGCUGUUGAAUGGGCCAAGCUUCGAGCUCAGUGAUGGCCAGUCGAUCCCCCAAUACUUAUUGGGCGAUGCUUGCUACCCGCUUCUCCCAUGGCUUGUAACUCCUUACAGCAAUCAGUUGAACAAAGAAGAGAGCUCCAGCUCGAGAGAGAGGGAAUUCAACUCAGUUCAUUCCCGAGCAAUGGGAUCGCUGCGCUUGGCAUUCUCAAGACUUCGGGCUAAGUGGCAGCUCCUCUCAAGGCCAUGGAAGGAGGAAUGCAUUGAGUUCUUCCCUUUCGCUAUAUUUGCAGGGUGUUUGCUGCAUAAUUUUCUGAUCAAGUGUGGGGAGUCAUUUUCGGAUGAAAACCCGGGAAGCUCCUUGAUGGAGCUUCCAGUUUAUGAAGGGGAGGAGUCCGAGAAUGGGAAGAUGAUUAGGGAUGCUCUCGCUGGGCACUUAGCUCGGGUAAGCCUCAGAAGAUAGGAUCUUUCAACUAUAAUCAAGAGUUGUAUAUAAUCUUGCUCUAGUGUCGGUAUGAUCGUAUUUUCGAAAACGUAAAUUCUGCACCCCUCAUACGAGGGGCCACGACUGCCAGUUACCUCUGUGGAGGAGACCUUGAGGCUAAUGGUGGACAGGACAGUUAUCUUUCAUCAAACACCGACCCUAUGAUUCACGCUUUCAUGAUGCCAGUGACCCUUUGGUUCACGUUAUCAUGAAGCCAGUGACUGAGGGUGGUCAUACCGAGCUUUGGAUCCUCAAAGGAUGGACAGUACUCGGUUAUCGCAGGAACUUGAUGGGUUGAUGCCUAGAGAUUACAUAUAAUAUAUGGUCCUCAGGUAUUGGAAACUCUUAUUACUGACUGUAGGCAGCUUAGCAGGACAUUCCCAGUUUUGAUAUUGAUCGAGAAGCCGACUCAAGUGGUGAUUCACUGGCAGGCAAAGAACAACAGUACUCUUAGACUCACUGCCGCAAUUCCAAGUGCUUCUUCGAUAGAAUUAGCCCCUUUUGAUUAAUCUUUUCCUAGGAUGUAGCAGACUUAAUCAUGGCUCGGUUGUAUUGCCCUUGGGCUUCUCGUACUGGUUCUCUUGGUAAUUAAUAAAACUUCCAAUGGAAUAGCGACCUCCACCAUAUUUACAUGGCAA
This is a messenger RNA of Punica granatum (pomegranate), 2140 nucleotides long. Lineage: Eukaryota; Viridiplantae; Streptophyta; Magnoliopsida; Myrtales; Lythraceae. The record is from RefSeq and is a predicted model, not a curated record.